CGGUCUCUCGUUUUCCAUUCUUACCUAUCGAAAUCAAUGGAAGCAACCGAGGUCGAAGAGGUUCGUACGGGAGCGCUUCGUUCCUUCGAUUCCCUUCCUCCUCUUACUUCUAUUUCAUCGGAAGAAGAGAGCCGAAAUAUCACCCGAAUCGACGACCGGCGGCUUCAAUAUCGUCCAAACGCUCAGGAAUGCUACAAUCCUCAGCUCCUAAAAUUUGUUGUUCCUUGCUGCAAGCCAGCGGAUGGUGGUUUGCCCCUCCUAUUUUGUUCAUCAAUGGAGUGGGCCUAUAUGAUCAUCUGCUUCCGUUCAGCUCAACCGAUGACAUCUCUCAGUGAACGUGGCUUCGCUCAUAUGUUUUUCCAAACAAGAGUAAAACAAAAAGAAAUGAAUUAAUGGGGACACUAGAGGUUGGUUAAAGAUAUUUACACUCUUCAGUCUGUAAACUCUUAUGGCUUGCCAUCACUUCACUUCCCUUCUUAUGAAGAUCUGAGCCUUCC
Messenger RNA from Zingiber officinale, 497 nucleotides. RefSeq lists its product as uncharacterized. NCBI's taxonomy places the organism in Eukaryota, Viridiplantae, Streptophyta, Magnoliopsida, Zingiberales, Zingiberaceae. The transcript has 3 exons. Bases 37 to 393 code for a protein of 118 amino acids. The record is from RefSeq and is a predicted model, not a curated record.